Moesziomyces antarcticus is the source of this 2073-nucleotide messenger RNA. RefSeq lists its product as uncharacterized. Gene Ontology annotation, cellular component: MIS12/MIND type complex. The transcript has a single exon. The coding region runs from base 1 to 2073 and encodes 690 amino acids. Gene Ontology annotation, biological process: mitotic sister chromatid segregation; cell division. The record is from RefSeq and is a predicted model, not a curated record. NCBI's taxonomy places the organism in Eukaryota, Fungi, Basidiomycota, Ustilaginomycetes, Ustilaginales, Ustilaginaceae.
AUGCCCGCAACAGCACGUAGAUCGACACGGCUCAGCUCAUCCGCCUCGUCGGCGGACGCGCAGCCGAGCUCGUCCAAACGCAAAACCUCCGGCUCCUCCACCGCCGCUACCUCUUCCUCCACUCGAUCAUCAGCCGCAUCCUCUGGCGUGAUUCCCACCGUCGCCGCACGCAACGCUGCCAAGCAAAAGACAGAUAGAAAGGAACGCAGAUUCGAAGAUGUCAUGGACAGCUCCUUCGCUGCUGAUGACACCCGCCGUAUGGACAUGAGCAUGGGUGCCUUCCAACCCAUCAAAUCUUCCACGUCCAAAAGGAGUAGAGAAGAGGUGGACGCUGCUGCGCGCAAGGUCAAACAGGCAAGCAGCAGACGCGAUGAGCCGCCGAAAGCCAAGCGCAAGCUCCGACAAAGUAAGUCUGAGGCAGACAUGCAGCCUUCUUCCCCGCGCCUGUCGACUCCCGUCGCUGACUCCGACCUUGCCCUUCUCCCUCUAGCACUCGGCGAGGAAUCCGACGACGACUUUGUCUUUAGCCGCGAGCCUGCCCGACGCAACGGCCCCGCCGCUUCAUCCUCAUCAGCAGCUGUGGGUAGUGCCGCCGCCCGUGCUCAGCUUUCCCGCAACGGCGCAUCCGUACCUUCCUCGAGCCGCACCGUCUUCGAGCCGCUACCGGAUGCAGCGGGAGGCGAGACACCCAUCAUCCGCAGAAACCAAGCCUUCCGCGCCGGUCUCGAAAAGCAACCUCGCCGCCCCACGGGACGCGAGGCAGCCGAGCAGUCGCGCCGCAGCAGCCUCAACCUCAAGGGGCAACGGCGCGUCUCGUCCUUGCGCGACGGCACAGCGGCGUAUCCACACGAGGACGUGCCGGACCACGAGCUCUUCCGACACUGCAGCGACCAGCUUCCUCCCGUGGUGCGCAUGAAGCACCUUGUCGGCUGGAUCCUCAAACGCUCGCUCGACAUUGCGAGGGGCAAGGCCGAGCUGCCCGUGCGCUCGCGUGACGCAGCCAAAAAGGCCAAGGGAAAGGCAAAGGAGGCGGACGAGCUGCCCAUGUUCAGCGAAGCAGAGCUCAAGCUCAUCCGCUCCCGCAGUGGCGAGUUCGACUCGGUGCUCCAGCAGCUCUUGACGGACCUCAAUGACGGUGUUUUCGGCAUCAGCUGGAUGGGCGCGACUGACGAGGUAAGUGUGCCGAUCUCUGUCGAGCACGACGAGAGAACGAUAGCUGACCAGAACCUGUUUACAACUUCUCAGAAGGAGGGCAAGCGUCAAACACCGCAUCCACGCAACGAGUCGAAUCGCAAGGCGUCGGCGCAGCUCUCGGCGAUCGUCGAGGCGAUGCGCAACGAGUCGCUGGCGUGGAGCAAAGAGCUCACGCGGCUCGAAGACUACGAGGCCGAGACGAGCCGGCUCGAGGCGCUGGUCGACGACGAGGGUGCUGCGGAGUCGGGCGACGUGAUUGCAUGGGAUCGGCACGAUCUGGACGAAGCCGGGCUGCAACAGCUGCGCGAUGCCGAGGCGGCCAUGGAGUGGCUGCAGAAGCUCGAGGCCGAGGAUGCGGCGGAUGCGCCCAAGGCCAAAUCGCGCACCAAGGGGCGUGCGUCCAGAGCGGCGCAAGCGCGCGGCGCCGACGACGACAACGAGCAGCUACAGGGCACCGAGCACGACCCACGCUGGGCCGACGUCGAGUUCAAUGUGGAUCUGCUGCGAUCGAGGUCGCAUCAGUUUGCGCAGCUCGAGUCGCUCGCGAGUCGGUAUGUGCGGACGGUGUCUGCGCAUGCGGCGCAGGCACUGCGCGACCGCACGAGCAGCAGCAGCGCGCUGGCAGGCACAUCGUCGUCGAGCGCGAAACGUGGCAGACGCAAAGCGGCCACCGAUACUAACGACGGCGGCCACGGCAGCAGCGAGCGGCUCGAGGCUCUGCUCAGCGGCGUGCGCGAGUCGCGGUCGAUCAGCACGACGGGCGCAGAGUCCAGGCCGAGCGCACCGGAUCAGAGCGUGGCCGAUGUCAGUGCGAGCACGUUCGUCGAGCCCGAUGAGAGCGAAACGACGGAUCUGCUGCGUGCGCUUGCCCGCAUGUAG